AAUCAUGGGCUCUCCGUGCAAGCAGGCGCCAGUGGAACUCGUUAAAGAAUCUGAUCUUGACAGCCUCAUGGGUAUCUUCUUCAAGCAAUCCUUCUGUCACAAUGCUUCCGACGCUGAAAUGGUUGCUGCGUUUGAAGGAAUUCAGCAGAAAUGCAUGAACCUUUUCAGCAAAGACUAUACCGUAAAGAUCAUCGACAACAAAGGCGGUUCACUGAGUUCAUCUUAUCCUGAAAAAAUAAUGUGCCUGGCGCUUCCUGCUGAUGACGGGCAAUCUCUGCCCAAAGGAAAUGUGCGAAAGCACCUCAGUGCAAACCACACCGUUAUUUUCUCGCGAUGCUAUAGCAGAGCCUUUCUCUGCAGGGACGAUCAAGAAGCACGUGCCGAAGAACUAAGGCAACGCAUGAAGAAAGCUCGAGCUGCCAGGGCGUGGACGCGUUUUGUAGUUCCUGUUAUACUGUACGACGGAAAGCACAUCUGCCGCUCGGCAACUCUUUCUGGAGGAGUAGAGAUCUACACCCGUAUGGCGGCGGAGAAAGUCUACGAUGCCUCGGCCAACCUGUGCACAUACAUAUACUCCAUGGUUUCAGACAGCGCUGAAAACACUCCGACGUCAAGCCUGGAGGCUUCCCAGGAGUCUACAGUCUGCACCGACAAACACGAGGAUUCUGCCGCUGCCGCCCUUUCAAGCCUCCAGGGAGAAGUGGAAGACGAACCAUCUGUGGCCGUUCCAAUGGCACCAGAAGAUGACGCAUCUGUGCACGGCGAGCUGCGAAACGAGGACAUCCAGCUGCUGAAAUUUCUGUCAAUUAACCAGAUCUGCGACUUAAUGGUGGAAAAGAAGAAACAAAAAUUAUGCAUAAACCUGACCUCCUCCGAAAAAGUCGACAAGUUCAACAGGUACCGCGACUUCACAAUUUUUCAGCUCCCUUUCCCAGGUUGCGAGUUCUUCGAUAAAUACUCGCGGUCCGGUUACCGGGCACGAGGCCUGAUAUUCGACUGGUCACAGGAAUGGAUUGACGCCGAGCUGCAAGUUCCCGACACCAGUUUGUUUUCGGAGCUCGACAUCAAUUGGGAGGGCUACAAGACUUGGGACCUACUGACUUUGACCAAGAACUACAUGAAGUUAUUGCUGACUACCAUUGCAAGGAGCAAGUUAGUCCUACUUGACACGACUACUUUGAUUUCCCUCGCACUUGAACAUUCAAUUUCUAUUCUCUUGCUUUCCAGUCAUAAUCUAGCAACUCGGCUCAAGAGUCAACAAGAGAUAUUUCACUUCUGCUUCAAUAUGCUCAAGCACAUCAGCGACAAGGAAUUCUCGAUGGCAACCCUCGAAAACCCGAUAAAGAACUUGCAAAGCCAUCAGGCACCUACUCCAGAUGAGCCUGUCAAAAACGGUGCGAGCACCACGGCAAUCUCGAUUCCGGCAAUUACCCCAAGCCCUCCUGAAGAUGAACUCUACUUCAGUUGCACCAGCAUCUCGAGCGGUUCUCCCGUCGAGGGCGCAUCUGGAGACGAGCGUCCGAGCCCUGGGCCAGAUGCCGAGAAGGAGCCUGCCAAUGGAGCCUCGACCGUCGUCAGUAAUGGUGACACUUUAUCCCAUUCCGAAACAGCCAGUGGCCGAGACCUUCUGAGUGUGGGCAGACCGGUCACACCACUUCGAUCGCCACCGCCAGCAGUCGGUUCUCCAAGCAAUGGCUCAGAUACCUCCUGGUCCAUGCUCUGUGCGGCCGAGCCAACGGGUACUUCAUCCCCGGGAAGCGCAGCUAGCCUAGCUUUAUCUAGGCAAAGCCGCUCAAGCAGUGAAAGUAACGCCGGCAGAAUGGAAAACGACGAGACACGAAACAUUCAGUUCUUGCUGAAACGGCGUGCGGAGCGACUGAAAGAAGUCCGCCGUCUCGUGAGAAGAUUCUACGCCAAGAACAAGAGCGCUCUGCUGGCCAGUCCGCCAUCGAUCUAGUCCCCUCUGCUGCCAACUCUGUCUUGUUUCCUGAAGACAGCGCAUGAACUUGCCCAGUCACCGCUGCAAUCUGAGAAGUGUACACCGAGUUGAACGACGCAACAUUUACCUUGUGUUUAUGGGCCUGCAUGAGACCGGACCGGGGAUUCCAUCCUAGGGGUUCUUGAUUCAGUCCUAUCCGACGCCGCCUCACUACUGCUGCUCGCUCAAGACCU
This is a messenger RNA of Rhipicephalus sanguineus (brown dog tick), 2172 nucleotides long. RefSeq names its product myotubularin-related protein 14-like. The record is from RefSeq and is a predicted model, not a curated record. Bases 5 to 1957 code for a protein of 650 amino acids. Gene Ontology annotation, molecular function: phosphatidylinositol-3-phosphate phosphatase activity. The transcript has 20 exons. NCBI's taxonomy places the organism in Eukaryota, Metazoa, Arthropoda, Arachnida, Ixodida, Ixodidae.